AGAUUAAGUUUAAUUUAAACUCUCAAUUGAUAAAAUGUUAUUUUCUAUUUUUAAGAAGGUUAUAGCUUUUAUCUAACCAUUCUAAGUAGUCCAUUUUAACUAAAUAUAUAGAUUGGCCAGCAGAACUAGACUUAGAAAGGACAUCAGAGGAAGAGCAAAAAAGACUUGAUGAAAGUGAAAAUAACCACCUAAAGGAUAAAGGUAUUUCACAAACAUGUAUCCUGGCAGAAAAGACAUGUGAAAAUCAAGCCCAGCAAAUUAACGUUCCACUUUUGCAUCUGCAAAAAAAGUCUCGAGAACCAGAAAUGAAUAAGAAAUGUGAUAGAAAGGAUAAUAUAUCUGUAUAUUCAGAACAUCCUUCUGUGCAAAAGCGUGAGGAAAUCUCGAUCAAACAAGGCAAAUUAGUGUGGAAAAAUAAUCUAAAACACAUCACCAGUGAGUUAAAGCGGAAGUUCGGUGCAACUUGUGAAAGACACAAAAUUGCUCCUUAUGCUAAGGAAGAGUCACUACGUGGUAACUUUAAAGAAGGAGCAAACUUAAUGGAAAUACCUUCUAACUUGACAAAUGAUAGACUUGAUUGUGAGAAAAAGGAUAUAUUUGCAGUGCCUGUCCCUCUAGUAGUUCAGGCAUUUCCUGAACAAAAAAAGUCUCGUCUCAAAUAUGCUUGCCAGGCAUCUUCUGAUUUUUCUUUAAGUGAAAAUAAAUCAGACUGUGAAAAUGAUAACAAACCAGACACUGAGCAUGCUUUUAACAAAAAUAAGAGUUUUAAAAGUGAUACAGAAACUAAAAAAGUAAGGAACCCACUCGCUACGUUUGAAGUGAAAGAAGACCAAGAGUUUGACGUGCAAAUGGCAAAAAGUAUGAACCAAAAUAGCACUAAUUCUAAAUUAGACAUUGGACGUAUACCUCAGUCUAGUGAUUCAGAAAGCCAUUUUGACAAAAGGUUUUCCCGCUCCAAUGAGGUGAGACAAAUGGCUCAAAUAAAGAGGCACCAUAGUUCUGCCGUUACAAACAUUUACAAGAAAACAAAAGUCUUGUUCCAGAAGCCAUUCUGUGCAGUUAAUAACAGUACUAAUACCUAUAGAAGUAUGGAACCCAAAUUAGAAAAUGUGAGUUCUUCUCCACCAUGUAGUUACAGAACAUCAGAAGUACGUCUAAAAGAAGAAUUACAGCAAGAUGUUCAAAAGUUUAAGAAUGAGAUAGGCAUGUUACCGAUAGACAUCUGGGAUUUGGAAAAAAAGAAAGUUCAACUUCAAAAAGAGAUUAAUGAAGAAAAGAAGAGACACCAAAGUAAUGAGACGGCAGUAUUAGAAAACCUGUAUGCUGUCGCUGCUGCUGCUGCUAGACUAAUUCAACAAAGAGAGAGUGGAAAAACUGAAAACCACCUCUUUCCUGUUGGGAAAAAGGAAGAUUCUGAUGGGUAAG
This is a messenger RNA of Neomonachus schauinslandi (Hawaiian monk seal), 1425 nucleotides long. Its product is annotated as coiled-coil domain-containing protein 144B-like. NCBI's taxonomy places the organism in Eukaryota, Metazoa, Chordata, Mammalia, Carnivora, Phocidae. Bases 306 to 1424 code for a protein of 372 amino acids. The record is from RefSeq and is a predicted model, not a curated record. The transcript has 3 exons.